Molecule: messenger RNA, 1874 nt
Organism: Sorghum bicolor (sorghum)
Lineage: Eukaryota; Viridiplantae; Streptophyta; Magnoliopsida; Poales; Poaceae
Product: serine/threonine-protein kinase HT1
Exons: 8
Coding region: 436-1674 (412 amino acids)
Biological process (GO): protein phosphorylation
Molecular function (GO): ATP binding; protein kinase activity
Source: RefSeq, a predicted model, not a curated record
GCCCACUGCGGCUCACUCUGCUUCCCCCCGAUACCUUCUCCCUCCGACUUUUCCUUCCCUUCCCUUCCCUUCCCCGCACGACGAGUGACGACGACAAUCCCCCCAACCCCACGCCGCGGAGCCGCACCAAAUCUCACCCGCAUCGUCUAGGCUCUCCGCUCGUUUCGUUGGGGGAAAUCGGUUGUUUUCGUCCGGCCGUGCGUGGGUUCGUGAAGCGUCUGGGCUGUCGGCUAUUCCCCCCGAGGUUUUCAGGUUUAAAAAAUCGCCGUCGUUUGUUCCUCACGCGGCUGCGAAACUUCAGCCGGUGGUGGAAGUUUCGUGCCUCGGCGUGGCCCCCGUGCUCCGAUUCCUGAUCACCUGCGCGCACCAUAUGAGCGUGGGGCGCGCGGGCUGGGGCUCCCGCUGCUUGGGCACGCGCGCGCGGUGCCCGUGUUAAUGCCUCGGCUGUCCUGCAAGUUCGCGGACCCCGACAGCGCCGUUUCCUCCACGCCGCCGGCGGUGCGCCGCGUGCGUCCAGACACGAUGAGCUGCGGCAGCGACGGGUGCCGUGACGGCGGCAGCAGCGGCAGCGAGGAGUUCAGGCGGCCGCGGCCCAGCAAGGUCGCCGCUGAUGAUUCGGUGGCGCCCGCACGGAGCUCGGAUGCCGCGGCGCCGGCGUCCUGGAUCGACAGGAAGCUGCUUGUCGAUCCCAAGAUGCUGUUCGUUGGGGACAAGAUUGGGGAGGGAGCUCAUGGCAAGGUCUACAAGGGGAAGUAUGGUGAUCAAAUUGUAGCGAUAAAGGUUCUUAACCGUGGCAGUACCCCUGAAGAAAAAGCAACACUCGAAGCCCGUUUCAUUCGAGAAGUAAAUAUGAUGUGUAAAGUGAAACAUGAGAAUCUUGUCAAGUUCAUUGGAGCUUGCAAGGAACCAUUGAUGGUGAUUGUUAGUGAGCUAUUACCAGGGAUGUCACUGAAAAGUUACCUGCACAGCAUUCGGCCUAGCCAACUAGAUACACACACUGCAAUCAGCUAUGCACUGGACAUAGCUCAUGCAAUGGACUGUUUACAUGCCAAUGGCAUAAUACAUAGAGACCUGAAGCCUGAUAAUUUAUUGCUUACAGCAAAUCGUAAGAAACUGAAACUUACUGAUUUUGGACUUGCACGUGAAGAAACUGUGACUGAAAUGAUGACGGCUGAAACAGGGACUUACCGAUGGAUGGCCCCAGAGCUAUACAGCACAGUCACACUUCGACGUGGUGAGAAAAAGCAUUACACAAAUAAAGUGGAUGUGUACAGCUUUGGCAUUGUUUUGUGGGAAUUGUUGACCAAUAGAAUGCCAUUUGAAGGCAUGUCAAAUCUACAAGCUGCAUAUGCUGCUGCUUUUCAGCAAAAGCGCCCAGCUCUCCCUGAGGAGACCCCCCAGGAGCUUGUGUUCAUAGUACAAUCAUGCUGGGUCGAGGAUCCUGCGAUGCGACCCAGUUUCAGCCAGAUCAUCCGAAUGCUUGAAACUUUCCUGAUGACAAUACCUCCACCUCCGAUUUCAGAACCAAACGAAGAUGAGGAAUCGGAGGAAACAAGGUCGUCACUGAGCAGUAGGAGCUCCUCUGGCUCCUCGCUCGUUUCUCGCGCAACAAGCAAGCUCUCGGUCGUCCGCCACCUCUUCGCCUCAAAGAAGACAGGCAAUGGGAAGGCGUGAUGCGCCAUGCCCUGAGACGUUUUCCUUCGGUGCUGUAAAGAUGCUAGCCUAGGUGAUGCGUAAUACAAGAGGGAACUUGUUCAGUGUAGAGUAGCUGUUGUAUUGAUGAUACAAAAGGAAAGUUGAAGCGCAACUUUUGCAAGCUAUGUAUAGCUCGCAGCUGCUUUACUGGAAUCUGUCCAUGCUUGCCUUCGAGCAUC